Messenger RNA from Neolamprologus brichardi, 5200 nucleotides. Its product is annotated as leucine-rich repeat and fibronectin type III domain-containing protein 1-like protein. Lineage: Eukaryota; Metazoa; Chordata; Actinopteri; Cichliformes; Cichlidae. The record is from RefSeq and is a predicted model, not a curated record. Gene Ontology annotation, molecular function: protein binding.
CGGAGGGAAGGAGACAGACAGGAGUGGGGCUGGUGGGCGUAUCGCCUCCCGGGAAAAACCGCCGCACAGUGUGAAAGUAACUGCAGGAGGGAGUGCUCAUCGUAGCGGAUCAGAGCGGGUUUUUAAAAUGAGCUAAAGGACGUUAAAUGUGGGGUUUUCUUUCGUUGCGAAAUUUGUUUCUCCUUCCAUCUGAAGCUCGCCUUAUUGUUUGACCUAUAACGCCUCGUCGACCAUCCUCCGGCUGCCCGCGGUGUGGUCCUGUGUUUUUCCUCGCAGACAACAACGCCGAGAGCAGAGAGAGGUCAAGACAAAGUCACUUGUGUAGAGGAAAAAGGGGAGCAGCGGUUUCACUGAGCUAUGUGAUUUUAUAGUUUCUGUUUUUAGGGGGUGGAGAGAAGAGUUACAAAUUCGUGCACCUAUUUUGUUUAUUUAUUUAUUUUUACCUGUGGAAGACCUUGGGACGGAUAACACCUACCCACCAUUACCCUGACAGGAUUUUUGUUUCAGGCGUCUACUGAUGAAACACGAAGAGCUGCGAAGGAGUAAGAUUGGACCUUCGGACAGCAGAGGCAGCUGCUGAAUGGGGAAGCGGAGAUCACCCAUAGGGGAGACCGGCAAAGGAGUCCAGCGUGGUUUCCUUUACUACACAUCGCUUUUCCUCCACUCUUUAGACACGGGAACCCAGCGAUACUAACCUCCAGCGUUUGUGUGUUUUCCUUCAAAUGACCGAUUAACGGAGUCUAAACAGAAACAGGGGGGAGCUCGUAUGGAGUCCAAAUGAGCGCUUAACGCAGCGGUGCGCCGGUUUAACGGCGUUUCCCCCCUCUCUCUUACAGUCCUGUCCCAGCGGAUCACUAGCGGACAGUGGAUAGCUGUAGGUUAUAGACUGCGACCGGCCUUGCACCCGUAAAGGGCUUUUGAUGCAAACUCAACGGGAACUAAAUUGAAACGCUAGGCUUGCCCCGUCUCCCCUCCAGCAGCCCCGCAGCGCGGUUAGCCUUGCGCGGUGUCAGACAACAACAUAAAAAAGUGGAUAUAUUUUCUUAUUGGGCUUGAAAAUUAUUCAGAUCAGAAAGGGGAUUAUUUAGUAUUUUCUUUCGAGUUCUUCACCUGGCUUGAAAAGGGAGCAAAUAACCAGAGGAGACAUAGCCUCAACAACAGGAGGAGAGGCAGACGCGCAGGUCUGUGGAUUCAGCUUGCUGUUCUGUCUUGCUUUUCUGUCCAUCUACCUGCCACCUCAGUUUAUCUUCAUGUUGAGUCUUAAAACACAGACCACCAGAUAGAGUUACCCUGUUGCCAGUGGAGGAUAAUGGAACGGCUGUGGUUCUCUUUGCUGUUGCUGGCAGCAGCAUGCAGGGGACAGCCGUGUCCGAAACGCUGCAUGUGCCAGAGCCUUUCCCCAUCUCUCGCUAUCCUCUGCUCCAAGACGGGCUUGUUGUUUGUUCCUGCUGCCAUCGAUCGACGCACUGUGGAGCUACGGCUUCAGGAGAACUUUAUUACAGCUGUCAGAAGAAAGGACUUUGCCAACAUGACCAGCUUGUUGCAUCUAACCCUGUCCAGAAACACCAUCAGCCAGAUUCUUCCUUCUGCUUUUAGUGACCUGCGACGCCUGAGAGCGCUCCACCUAGACUCUAAUAGAUUAACUGUGAUCAAGGAUGACCAUUUUAAAGGUCUGACCAACCUUCGGCAUCUGAUCCUGGCCAAUAACCAGCUUCACUCUAUAUCUCCCCAUGCCUUUGAUGACUUUCUGUCCACACUGGAGGACCUGGACCUUAGUUACAAUAACCUUGCCCAGGUGCCCUGGGACACAAUUGGACGCCUAACCAAUGUCAACACCCUAAAUAUGGAUCAUAACCUCAUAGAAAAUGUUCCCCAGGGAGUAUUCACCAACCUGCACAAACUGGCAAGGUUAGACAUGACGUCGAACAAGCUAAAGAAAAUCCCCCCAGACCCAUUGUUCCUGAGAAUCCCAGUUUAUGCCAAGUCCAAAGGCUCCCCCCUCUCCUCUCUUGUGUUGAGUUUUGGAGGUAACCCUCUUCACUGUAACUGUGAACUUCUGUGGUUGAGGAGACUAACCAGAGAAGAUGAUCUGGAAACGUGUGCCUCUCCCCCAGACCUUAGUGCCAAGUAUUUCUGGACUAUACCGGAAGAGGAGUUUAUUUGUGACCCACCAGUUCUAACACGAAAGUCACCUCAUACUGUGGCUAUGGAAGGUCAACCUGCCAGUCUGAAGUGCAAAGCAAAUGGUGACCCUGAGCCUGAAGUCCACUGGAUCAGCCCUGAAGGGCGACUCAUAUCCAAUGGAUCCAGAACAUUAGUCUUCCCUAAUGGAAGCCUAGAGAUCAAUGUAACAUCCCUAAAGGAUUCAGGAAACUUCACCUGCAUUGCCUCAAACACGGCAGGUGAAUCCACGGGAAGGGUGGAGCUAGUCGUCACAGCAAUGCCCCAUCUGGCAAACAGCACAAGCCGCAGUCGAGAUCCUUCUUCUGAACCGGCCCCUUCUGACAUCCUGACCUCCUCCAAGGUUGCACUUCCCAACAACGAAACAAGAGGAGCAGACAGGAGGGUUUCAUUGGUGGAGCUGACAGGAAACUCUGCCCUCAUUAGAUGGAGCAGUCAAACCCCUACAUCUGGAGUCAGGAUGUUCCAAGUCCAGUACAACAGCUCUGGGGACGACACACUCGUUUACAGAAUGAUUCCAUCCAGCAGCAACGACUUCCUGGUGCGGGACCUCGCUGCUGGACGUAGCUAUGAUCUUUGUGUCCUGGCCGUGUUUGAUGACGUCAUCACAUCGCUGACUGCAACUCGUCCUUUGGGCUGUCUGUCAUUUACCACAGACACAGAGUUCAGCCAGUGCCAAGCAUUGCACAGCCACUUCUUGGGUGGUACUAUGAUCAUCAUCAUUGGAGGGAUUAUUGUUGCUUCUGUGCUUGUUUUUAUUAUCAUCUUAAUGAUACGAUACAAGGUUUACAGCCACCAAGGCACAGGCCAUGGAAAAGCAGCCAUCACUGCGACUGCGCCAAGACCGCAGAGCAAUGGACAAGGAGGCAGUCAGGUCCAAGUCCUUCCUCGCUCUGCCUCAAAGAUGACUGACAGUCAUGACGACCAAGUCCUCGGACCAUCCAGGGCAAUGUCGCCUAGCAACACUCUGCGAGACACUGUCACGUUGGUCGAGGAGGAGAGCAGUGGACAGAGCCUAAUGACAAGGACUGACUCGUCAGCAAACGAGGAGUUGCUCUCACCCACGAAGUCCCGCUUCUCCUCCAGGGUCGCCAUUGAGAUGAAAAUUCGACCGCCAUCUGUUGCCAAAGAGCCCACCUCUCCCAAAGAACUGGCAGAGCCCUGAUGUUGUUGUGUGAAGACUGGACGCUGCCCACUGGGAAAAGCUGGUGAAACCACCUGAAGAAUAAAGGCCCUAUAGCUUAUGUUCCUGUAUCUCCUGUUCACUGUACCCAUUAAUUUGUCGCCAUGAAUAUCACAGGGUUAUAGACCUGUAGUCUUCGGUUGACAUUCGAGUGCUUCUCCUGGUUCUCAUUUCUGGAUUGGACAACUGUGUCAAGGCCUGGUGCCUGCUUGGCUGCUGAUUGGCCAGCUGGUGCAAGAUCUGGCUGUCAGUGUGACAUACCAAUCAGUUUUCAUGGAGGAGAUUUGUUUUUACUUUAUAGCCUCUGCACCAGUGUUGAAGCGGAGACGUAUAAAGGGGCAUAUGGAUAUGUUUCAACAUAAGAAUGGACAAAGACUUCAACAUGCAUGGACAGAAAAGGCCGAACAGUGAGCAAGCAAGAUGAAUGCAUAGACAAUCACAUUCAGCCUAGGAAUACAAUGUGUUAGACUGCAUAAACAGGUAAAAAAAGAGUUUAAAAAAGCUUCUGGAUGGGUCUGUUUUGGGCAUGAACAUAUACAGCUUUCUUGGCUCAAGGUGGCUUGCCAGUGUUUAUCCCCGUGGAAUAAAAUAAUUCAAUUAAAUUGAACCAAGCAAAACUGUUCCUGGGCUAAACUGGAGAUGGACAUUAACUCACCAGACCCUGAUUUUUUUUUUUUUUAAAUAAAAAUGUUACCCUUGGAAAAAACAGUACAUAGUAAAACUUGAACUGAAUUGAAAAACCUGGACCCAACAGGACCUUAACUAGAACUGUACAGUGAUCAGAGUUCUGAUACUGAUUAAACUGUACCAGAUUACCAAGGACUGGUUUGGGUCUAGUGUGUGUAUUCUGCAGCUCUGGCCUCUAUGUCUUCUGCUUUCCACUGGACAGGUGAGGACCUGAUGAACCCUUACCAACCUCCCUUACAUCUCUCCUCGCCCCCUUAAACAGACCCAGUGACCAGAAGGAAAGCCCCAUGUCUGAAGUCCAGAAAGACAAAUUAAUGGUUAAGAGAAAACAAGCCAAGUAGCAGGGUUCCAAAUCAUGAGUCAUUAUUGAUAUCAUCCAAGAUUUUUAUCCGAAACAUCAUCAACCUUAACCUUCAUCACAGAAUAAGUUUACAAGAAAAAGAGUUCUGCACUACAAAUCAGAAUAGUUUAAUGUGAAGAAAAAUGCUGUACGACUGUAUAUUACUGCACAACUUACAUUGCUAAUAGGUCAGCUGUUAUCAUCUAGGCCUUGCACAUCUCCAUUAUCUCUUUCCUUAUUACCACAGUGGAGUGCAUUUACGUGCACACGGCAUGAGCGAUAACAGGCCACAUCUCACCUAUUGUUCUAUCUGUGAGGAGUUGCAUCUUCGUGUGUCUGGCAGAUAUCCCUUUAUAUUAAUCAUCAGAAUAUUCCAAGUGCUUGUUACUAGCAUCUCCCUUACCAUUUUCGUGCUUUGACUCUGGUUUGUGUAAAAGGGAUAUGUGAUAUAUACGGCAUCACGGAUAUGCAUUAUUCAUAUCUGUGCAUGGAAUUGCACUCCCAGCCAUUCCAUAAUGAUUAUCGUCAUGAUUACAGCUCCCUGCAGAUCGGUAGAAGACCAGGAACUUGAUGGAGACCCUCAAAACUUUUGACCUAUUCCAGAAGCAACACACGCCCACGCCCCACCCAAAAAAAUAAAAACACAUUGUCUUCACUUUUUCCCUUCCUGUAUUCCUCUCACUUUUUUCUUUGGGCUUUAUCUUUUGUAUGUGUACAUAAAGCAAUUUCAAAUCUUAUAGUUUUGUACAUGUAAUUUUUAUGGUGUGUGGAUAUUUUCUAAUAAAAUUAAACAAAAAUGGAUGACCUUC